This is a messenger RNA of Drosophila yakuba, 1092 nucleotides long. It is a transcript of the gene Taf12, whose product is annotated as transcription initiation factor TFIID subunit 12. Lineage: Eukaryota; Metazoa; Arthropoda; Insecta; Diptera; Drosophilidae. Gene Ontology annotation, molecular function: TBP-class protein binding; DNA binding; protein heterodimerization activity. The transcript is spliced from 3 exons. Gene Ontology annotation, cellular component: SAGA complex; transcription factor TFIID complex; SLIK (SAGA-like) complex. The record is from RefSeq and is a predicted model, not a curated record. Gene Ontology annotation, biological process: RNA polymerase II preinitiation complex assembly; DNA-templated transcription initiation. Bases 318 to 914 code for a protein of 198 amino acids.
CCCGCAACUGGUCCUACUGUUGAUUUGGCUGUGGUUGCUCUGCUUAUUUUUAUUUUGUUUAGUAAUUUAGGAAAAACAUACUAUAAGAUCACAGUGUCUAUACCGCAAUUAUUUUGAGAAAGCAGGACGACACAACAAAAACAACAAAAACUACAACAAGUACAAUAACGCUUUUGGCUUUGGUUCUGCACUCUUACCCACUCCCCCAAAAACCUUUCUGUACUGUCCUCGCCCACCAACCUGUCCCACUUUCAACCAACCAACCAACCAACCAACCACCCACCCACUUGAUUUGACUCUGAAGAAACCCAAAAGCAAUGUCGGAUCUCUUUACCACUUUCGAUAGCAACGGCGUCGCCGAGCACCACCUGCACCACAACCACAACUCCACAUCGUCCGCCAGCGGACAGUUCCACGACCCACCCAUGGCCUCGCCCUCCCAGCACAGUCCGAUGACCAACAACAGCAACUCAUCCUCGCAGAACGGCGUUCCGGUUUCCGGUUUGGGCACGGGUACGGGCAUGGGCACCCCAUCUGGUGGUAGCAAGUCAUCCAAUCACACAUCAUCCGCCGCCGGCUCCGAGAACACUCCCAUGCUAACCAAGCCGCGUCUCACAGAACUCGUCCGAGAGGUGGAUACGACCACACAACUGGACGAGGAUGUGGAGGAGCUGCUGCUCCAGAUCAUCGACGACUUUGUUGAGGACACCGUCAAGUCCACGAGCGCCUUCGCCAAGCACCGAAAGUCCAACAAGAUCGAGGUGCGCGACGUACAGCUGCACUUUGAACGGAAGUACAACAUGUGGAUACCCGGAUUCGGUACGGACGAACUGCGUCCCUACAAGCGGGCUGCCGUCACGGAGGCCCACAAACAGCGCCUGGCACUCAUCCGGAAAACGAUCAAGAAAUACUAGAGAAUUGAAACGAAUCGAAUCGGGUCGUGGCUCUGUUUUGGUUUGCCGGAUUUCGCGUAUGCCACCCGUGCACACGCCACAAACUAUUUUAAGCUCCAAUUUAGAAUAAAGAACAAAGUACGCCGUUCUAUUGUAGAUUUAAUGUAAUAAAAGUACACUAUUGAUUUCCAUUCAACAA